AUGUCGUCGUUGAAACGGUCGUCGAAGACCGGUCAGCGGAUCCAUCGUGAACGUACUCAGCCAGAAUCGCGGGCACAUUUUGGUCUUUUGGAGAAAAAGAAGGAUUAUAUUCAGCGUGCUCGAGAUUACAAUUACAAGAAGGGAAAGUUGCAAAGACUAAGGCAGAAGGCAUUGAAUCGAAAUCCAGAUGAAUUCCAUUUCCAUAUGAUUCGAAGCCAUAUUGGAGAAGAUGGAGUACAUUAUGAGAGUAUUCCAGAACCUGAUGAGGAUACGUUAGUGCAAAAGAAGUUAAAGGAUUUACAAAAUUUGAAAUAUGUGAAGCAUCGAUUGAAUGUUGAAAAUCAAAAAAUUGAAAAACUGAGAGCGACCUUACACUUUGCGGAUACUGUAGUUGCAAAAAAUACACAUACCAUUUUCGUGGACACAAAAAAAGAAGCAAAAAGUUUUGAUCCGGUGAAGCAUUUCAAGACGUUGAAGGAAAUCUUGGAUCGAAGAUAUAAUCGACCGCGCAUUUCUACUCUUCAGACUAGUGGCAUUAUAAACGCCAAAAGAAAAGAUGAUGUGAAGCAAACAGAUCACGAGCGGAGAAAAAUGUACAGUGAAUUAUUGAAGAGGAUGCAACGUGCCAACGAACUGAAGAUUGUUGUUGAGAAAUUAGAAGUUAAGAGAAAUGUAGUGGAAAGUAAAGGGAAAGAACUGCGGCCCAAAAAGAUAGCGAAGGAAGAACUGAUGAAAGCACCGGUAUAUAAAUGGAUUUAUGAAAGAAAAAAAUAA
Acanthocheilonema viteae is the source of this 774-nucleotide messenger RNA. NCBI's taxonomy places the organism in Eukaryota, Metazoa, Nematoda, Chromadorea, Rhabditida, Onchocercidae. The record is from the annotation of a GenBank genome assembly.